Messenger RNA from Amblyraja radiata (thorny skate), 4050 nucleotides. It is a transcript of the gene rmnd5b, whose product is annotated as required for meiotic nuclear division 5 homolog B. Gene Ontology annotation, biological process: proteasome-mediated ubiquitin-dependent protein catabolic process. The transcript is spliced from 9 exons. Gene Ontology annotation, cellular component: GID complex; cytoplasm; nucleus. Gene Ontology annotation, molecular function: protein binding; ubiquitin protein ligase activity. The record is from RefSeq and is a predicted model, not a curated record. Lineage: Eukaryota; Metazoa; Chordata; Chondrichthyes; Rajiformes; Rajidae. Bases 427 to 1605 code for a protein of 392 amino acids.
GGGGGCCUAGUGGCGGCUCCAGCGAUGUUUCUCUCGCGUGUCGCCGAGAUCCAGGCUGUGACUGUCUGUGUUUAACCAGCCACUGGGGCUCGAUGCUGCUGUCCGGCUUCCUGUGUUGUUGCCAAAGUGCCAGCGUUUGUGGUCGUGGGACGCUUCGCUCCCCACUGCGUCCAAGCCUUUAGCGCAGACUCUUGGUCUGAGUCUUUUGUCUUUGCUUGUGUUAUGUUCUGUCGCCCUGAAUCUAACACUGAGCUUUCACUGCUUUGUUUCUGUCAGACCCUGAUCUGCAGGGUCUCUCUUACUGACCCGAGGUUUGUGUUUUGUGUGUUUCUGCACUGAGUGCGGGUUCAUUUGUGCGUUCUGCUGGCUAACUCCAAGUUACCCCAUCCCUGCUUGUGUGUGUCUGUCCCGCUGUGUCUUUGCCCCAUGGACCAGUGUGUAUGUGUGGAGCGGGAGCUGGAAAAGGUGCUGCACAAGUUCCUGAUGUAUGGACAACACUGUGAUCGCAGCUUGGAGGAACUGCUACACUAUGUCAGCGGCCUCAGACAAGAGCUGUCCAAUACAGGCCACCUUGAUCUGCAAUUAUCUGCAACAUUGUCAUUGGUUAUGUCACAGUGUUGUAAGAAGAUAAAGGAUACAGUUCUGAAGUUGGCAUUGGAUCACAAAGAUAUCCACGCGAGUGUUUCUAAAGUGGGGAAGGCGAUCGACAGGAACUUUGACACGGACGUGAGUGGAGUCGGCGUGGAAGGUGUCUGGGAUUUGCACGAAAAGCAGCAGUUCCUGAGCGAGGUUGUGGUGGGACAUUUGUACAGACAAGGUUUGCUGAGCGUGGCAGAGGAACUGUGCCAGGAAUCUGGAAUAUGCAUUGACCUCUGUCAGAAGAAACCCUUCCUGGAGUUGAACCGGAUCCUGGAGGCCCUGCGGCUCCGAGAUUUGAGGCCAGCACUGGAAUGGACGAUGUCAAACCGGCAGAGGCUGCUGGCUCUGGACAGCACGCUGGAGUUCAAACUGCACCGCUUGUAUUUCAUCAGCCUCCUGACAGGUGGAAUCGUCAACCAAACAGAGGCACUGGGAUAUGCCAAGAACUUCCAGCCCUUUGCACAACAGCAUCAACGAGACAUCCAGGUGUUGAUGGGAAGCCUGGUUUACCUGCGACAUGGCAUUUCAAACUCCCCAUAUCUCCAUCUGCUGGAUUCAACUCAGUGGGCGGACAUCUGUGACAUCUUCACCAGAGAUGCUUGUGCUCUCCUGGGUCUUUCAGUAGAAUCUCCUCUCAGUGUCAGCUUUUCCGCUGGAUGCCUAGCGUUACCGGUUCUGCUGAACAUUAAGGCUGUGAUUGAGCAACGACAGUGCACUGGGAUCUGGAGCCAGAAGGAUGAGCUGCCGGUUGAGAUUGAGCUGGGCAAGAAGUGCUGGUACCACUCUGUGUUUGCCUGUCCCAUCCUCCGGCAACAGGCCACCGAAUCCAACCCUCCGAUGAAACUCAUCUGCGGCCACGUGAUCUCCAGAGAUGCUUUGAACAAGCUGAUCAACAGUGGGAAAUUGAAGUGCCCCUAUUGUCCGAUGGAGCAAGCACCCUCUGAUGCAAAGCAGAUCUAUUUCUGAGGACCAUGUUUGAACUCUGAGGACAAUACACCUCCUGUUGGAGAAGAGCUAUAACUAGGGUGUGUCUGUUUAAUUGUGGCCAACCUAGACCACUGGAUGGUGUAAAUGUGAUUUGCCCUGGAGCGAGCUGUAGGGGAUUGGAGCAGAAGUCCCUGCCCACCCAGCCACUGUGGGAUCUGCACCUUGUUUGCACUAGUAUGGAACCUGGAAUAGCCAUUAAUUCCUAUCUAAUGUUUUAUUUGUCCCACUUGCAAAUGCUUAGCAACUAUCAGGUAGUUUAAGUACAAAUGCAGUUCUAAUCUGUUGCCAUCUCAUUUUGACAGCACCCAUUAUAAAGCCUUUGCUGUGGAGUAGUUCUAUGUCAGUGGAGUUCCAGUGACUUAGCUGCUGUAUACUGACACUGUUGUAAAACAAAUGGUGUGUAAAGUAUGUGACUUCCCCAUGUUUCAGUUGUGCCACUAAUUAGAUAAUGUUGAUCACAGAACACUUUGUCCUCAACCCCCAUCUUCCAACCUCCCUCCCUCACCCCGUCAUGUCCCCAGAUCUGGACGAUCUGUACAGUACUAUUCAUAGCUGGAGUUUUAAUGAUAUUGAAAGUUCAUGAGGUGCUUUUGAUAUUUCUGAGGGCAUGGAUGAGUAAUGAAACAAGAUGACAUGGACCCAUGGAUCACAUCGGAUCCAUCUGUUCUCUUCCCUGAAAUAGCCCAUUUCCUUCACAAACGGACCCAUAACACAUUUAAUGUCAAACCCUGUCUAUAGCUGGGUAUAUUGAUACCUUAGUCUUUAUGGACUGUAGUGAUGACAACCUCUAGCUGUGUUCACAUUUAUAUCUAGGGCUGAAAUGGUUGUUCCUAAACUGAGGAAUGAGAGAAGUUGCAUCCUAUUCUCAUUCUUUAUCCAUUUUGAGCGGUGUCUGUUGGUCAGGGUGAGCUUGCCAUGACCAUCAUGCUCAUUGUGGGUUUGUCUCUGGGGUUAUUUUGUGCAUCUGCCAAUGCCCAGCUUGGACUGCAGGGUGAGAGUGCUUGUAAUUGCAUUGUCCCCCUGACUGGGUGACAAUCCCUUGGUUAGAGACAAGGUUGGAGGCUCCACAGCUGUGAUGGCUAUUCAUUGAUUUUUCAGGUCAGCUUUUAAAAUUGACGUUUUAUUUAUAAUUCUACUUAAUCUUUUUUACAAUUACCCCUGGUUUAGUUGUUAUAUGGUCAUGUUAUCUGUGCCAUUGCAAAUAUUUGUUUUCCAUGACAUAUCAGCAAAACUGCUUAUUGCACUGGUUUUAAAUGAAUAGCACUGCAAAUCAUGACCUUCGACCCAUUGCUUGUAACUGCAUCAACGAACAUGUUCUGUUAAUUAUGGAGGGAAAUAAUUGCUUGUUUUCUUUCAACAUGAUAAACAGUCUAGUUUGCAGUUAAUUAUAAAAGCCUGUUAUACCUCAGAGUAGCGCCACUAACUGUUUGGUUAGCCAUUGGUUAGCCAUUUCACAGAAUGGGAGUGAAGAGAAUCAGUUUGGUCAAAAGGAUGAAGUUAAUUUAUACGCUGUUUCAUCUGGAGCCUAGGUCAGACUAAUCGGCAGAAACUCUGGUAAACAGAUGUUUUUGCCUCACAGUUUGUCUCAUAAGAACCUGACGGAACCUGCUGCACUUUUUUUUACUUCUGAAUACUUUUACUGGAUGUUAACUUUGAUGUUGGUCCCUUUUAUGAAGAUUUUUGAUUCCUUUAUCCUUCCCACCCUACUCUACCCAACUGCCUCAGAGCCCUAAGGCAAAGACUGUCCUUCCAUGGAAUGACCACCCCUAUGGUCAGCUCCUGCUCACAUCCCUCUAAUGAAAAUGCCGAUAAGAUGGAUAACAGAAGUAGAACUCGUUAACUUGACAAGGUGGGAGGCUGAUGGAAACAACAGGGUUUCUCUAGGUUCUGAAUGUAAGGUAUUCAGCAUCACUCAACAAUCGUUAAAGCCUUCACAAGUAUUGUGAAAAUCAUUGGUGAUAGAUAGGAAUGUGCAGCCCAGAGUCUGGCCAACAAACAGGCCUAGUUUGUUAAGAGAUGAUGAGUUUAAUAAUGGAUGGUGUGGCUGAUAAACAAUGUGUGGGAAACAUAGUUCUUAAACUAUGCUCAGGUUUUUACUUGGAAGAAGAAGAUAAAAUUUCCUGCUGCCAUGGCAGUGGUGAGUGAUAGCGCCUUCCACAUUCUCACUUUGUAUUUGUGUGAGGAAAAUAAACCCAGAACGCUCUAAUUCAUGAGGUUUUAUUUAUCCCAGCUUGCUUGCUUGUCGCAAGUCCCCCACAAAACUAGAGAAAUGCAAAGGAAAGGUGAGAGAAUACAAUGCAAUCUGCAGUUGGGGAGCUUGAUGCCCCCAGCAGUUUAGACUGUUACAUGACUUUUAAUUUUAUUACCCAUAAUAUAAUUUAUGUUAUAUAACAAAUGUUUAAUAAAUAUGUUGAAGUGAUUAAA